GAUCCGUACACUUUUCGUAACUCCACCCCCUUGUUUCAGCCCCCUGGGGGCGGCUCAUCCAGCAACAUUUUGUGUUGUUCGGUAAACGGUUGGCACCACGGUUGGAAAAAAAAUGGACGCUUUCACACGUUACGAGCGCCCUCUAUAGUGUUACCACCGUUGCUAACACAAAGCUAAAUAAUGGCACCAAGAAAAGGCAAAGUCCAGAAGGAGGAAGUCCAGGUGUCACUGGGCCCCCAGGUGCGCGAGGGUGAGAUCGUCUUCGGCGUGGCGCACAUUUUCGCCAGUUUCAACGACACUUUCGUGCACGUUACCGAUCUGUCGGGCCGUGAGACCAUCUCCAGGGUGACCGGGGGCAUGAAGGUGAAGGCCGACAGGGACGAGGCUUCGCCCUAUGCUGCUAUGUUGGCUGCGCAGGACGUCGCUGAGAAGUGCAAGUCGUUGGGGAUCACAGCAUUGCAUAUUAAAUUGAGGGCCACGGGGGGCAACAAGACCAAGACACCCGGCCCGGGGGCGCAGAGCGCGUUGAGGGCCUUAGCCCGGUCGAAUAUGAAAAUUGGGAGGAUUGAGGAUGUCACCCCCAUUCCGAGCGACUCCACGCGCAGGAAGGGCGGACGGCGUGGCCGUAGGUUGUAAUUUACUCAAGUUUGAGGUUUUUUAUAAGUAAUGUUGACCACAUCCAAAAUAUAACAUCUAAGCCA
Molecule: messenger RNA, 701 nt
Organism: Tribolium castaneum (red flour beetle)
Lineage: Eukaryota; Metazoa; Arthropoda; Insecta; Coleoptera; Tenebrionidae
Product: small ribosomal subunit protein uS11A
Exons: 3
Coding region: 181-636 (151 amino acids)
Biological process (GO): translation; ribosomal small subunit assembly
Cellular component (GO): ribosome; cytosolic small ribosomal subunit
Molecular function (GO): structural constituent of ribosome
Source: RefSeq, a predicted model, not a curated record